Messenger RNA from Aspergillus brunneoviolaceus CBS 621.78, 689 nucleotides. RefSeq lists its product as uncharacterized. The coding region runs from base 235 to 582 and encodes 115 amino acids. NCBI's taxonomy places the organism in Eukaryota, Fungi, Ascomycota, Eurotiomycetes, Eurotiales, Aspergillaceae. The transcript has a single exon. The record is from RefSeq and is a predicted model, not a curated record.
CCACCAUCUCGCCAUGACGAUUGAAAAGACUGCGCAACCUUUAAGCGCAAUCGAGUGGACGAUAUGAUCACGGUGGCGCUAAAUGAUCUUGCAUCUGCCGGGAGUCGCUUGGCUAUUGCCCAGAUAGGUAGACUGAAUGCUAUCCCUUCCAUCUUCGGAGCGGAAAGUCGGCGCUGAGAGACACACCAGAUUGUCCACGGCGGACAGAGGAAAUAGAACCACCCUCAAAGGGCCAUGACGACAGGGGUACAGAAACCAAUGCUGAACGGGUCUCUACAGGUAAAAACGGCAGCCGAUUAUAGACUAGGGGGUGAAGGGGGAAGGGAUGGAGGGGGGCGGCGGCACGACUGCGAGCCAGUCAGAGAGAAGGAUAAGUCCGAAACGAACCAAAAGGGUGAGAGGAGAGGAGGUCACGGUAGUGGGAAUAGUGGGAAUAGUGAAAAAAAAAACACACAAAGACAGAGCAGACAGAUAGACAGGUCGAGGAAGUUCGAGUCGGGACAAGGGAGGAAGCAGGCUGGAGCCCGCUCGGAAGCGCGACCGAGAAUAGAGGCAGGCGGAGACGCAAGAGGUUGUUGGUAAGGAGAAGCGGUCAAGGGCCCAAUAGAGGCAAAGCGAGUGGACUCAUAGUCUCAAUUUACCCAGCAAGCAUCCGUCCUGCCCGCAUCGGAUGAGGACUGAGAUUAUCU